CCAGAAGGGGGCGCGCGUCGCCGCGAGUCCCGCAUUGUUUGGCUCAGCUCCGCUGUGCGUGGACGUGAAACCCCACCCAAUGAGGAAGAACCCUCACCCCGCGAGCAGCAGCAGCAGCAGACCCGCACCGAGCUCGAGCCGCACCAUGAUCGCGCUGUUCAACAAGCUGCUGGACUGGUUCAAGGCGCUCUUCUGGAAGGAGGAGAUGGAGCUGACGCUCGUCGGCCUGCAGUACUCGGGGAAAACCACCUUCGUCAACGUGAUCGCGUCGGGUCAGUUCAGCGAGGACAUGAUUCCUACGGUUGGCUUCAACAUGCGCAAGAUCACCAAGGGAAACGUCACCAUCAAGUUGUGGGACAUCGGCGGUCAGCCGCGCUUCAGGAGCAUGUGGGAGCGAUACUGCCGCGGCGUCAGCGCUAUCGUGUACAUGGUUGAUGGGGCCGAUCCGGAGAAGAUUGAGGCGUCCAAGAACGAGCUGCACAACCUGUUAGACAAACCCCAGCUGCAGGGAAUCCCAGUUCUGGUUUUGGGCAAUAAGCGAGAUCUUCCCGGAGCUCUGGAUGAGAAGGAGCUCAUCGAGAGAAUGAACCUGUCGGCCAUCCAGGACAGAGAGAUCUGCUGUUACUCCAUCUCUUGCAAGGAGCAGGACAACAUCGACAUCACACUACAGUGGCUGAUCCAGCACUCGAGGACCCGGCGGAGCUGAGGAGGCGGAGCAAGCGUCUGAUUGGAGGAACCGCAUCAUGUGAUCAACUGCAUUUUAGACGCUUUUGAUUUCGUUCUAAACAAACAAGCAUCCGCCCCUCCCUGUGUUCUUAUAAACUAAUCCACAUCAUUUACAUCGUUUGAACGUUGAUUUUUACUUUCACUUGAAUGUGCUUUUUUUUAUACGGUUCGUCAUGAACAAGUCACGUGACGUGCUUCGGUCGUGCGUGUCGUUCUGCGUGUUUGCUCGGAGCCGUGAUCGAACCUCGACUCGACGCCCACAGCAUCUGUCCGAACCAGCGCUCGAUGGUCAUGUGACUUUGGGCGUUCGCGCCGCCAUCUUGUUUUAACGUUCCAACGUUGUGAGAACAUUCCACAUGCUCUCUGAUCGUUCACUGGGAGAAUUCGUUGAUGUACACUAUUGUUUUGCGGAUUAGUUUUUUUUGUAUUAUUAGCCUGUUAGCUGGACCUAGUGCUGGUGUCGUUUCUACGAACGUGACAUCAUCUUGUGUGCAUCAGGGUCCCUUGGUUUGCGUUAUUACUGUAGCAUUACCACAACUUUUUAUCUGAAAGCACAUGAAUCAUUUUGAAGAGUUAAACAUGUCCAAAUGAAGGUUUUGUACGUUUCUUUUGAGUCGCCGUGUCUACAGCGUUGUAUCGUUGAAGUGGGUGGGUUGUAAUGGCAACGGUUCCAAUCGCGUUUUUUUUUUUUUCUUUUUUCUUUUAGGAAUGUCAGUCUGCGAGUGCGUGCAGAGCAACAUCAGUGUUUUAUUUGAUGCUUAACGGGACACAAUGACAAAUGUUGAUCUGUCUCUGUUGGACCUGCAGAUCGUCGGGCUACUUAAAACAGCGGAGAUUCGGCAAAUGUUGCGUGAUUCUCCUGCUUAAGUCCAGUGUUGUUUCUGAACACUGUUGGGAGAGAUGAAAAUCUUGUGUUUUUUUUUUUUUAUUGUGAUUAUUUUGUUAAUUUAUCUGUUUUGUGUUUCAUUUUUGUCACACGUGGAUGUUUUUGGCCUAAAUCAUAACGGUUUAUAAACGCAUUGGUAGAUUAUACAUAUGUAAAUUGACACAUUUCAGUUGUUUUUGGCAUGUCUUUUCACAGUGUUUUUCAACUGGAUUAUGUAAAUAGCAACUUAAACCAAAUGAGAUCUCCCUCCUAAGCGUUACGGUGUUUGUCUUAGUGUGAUUAGCGUCCUAUGAUAAUAAUAAUAAUGAUAAUAAUAAUAAAGAAGACUCCGCUCAUAUCACAGCAAUCUGAAUGAAUGGAUUGUGUGUGUGUGUGUGUGUGUGCGCGCGAAAGUGAGUGAUGGUGUUUGUAUGCACAGAUACCUUGGUAUGACGACUAGAACAAUAUUUACGAUAUAAAUGCCUAAGGUUUACUUUUACGCAACUGUUAAUCACUUUAUAUUCAUCCUGUUCAUUCACUAAUGUUUGAUUGUCAUGAGAUCAUAGUCUACACAAGAGUGAACGACGCAAUGCGACAAACUGGUGGUAAUCAACACUGCUGCACUGGUUAAGAAGACAUGAUACAGUCAACAAUUGAUGUUACAAAGUUUGUGUUACGACACUGGUUACAAUGCUAACCAUAGCUACAAAAGAUUGUUUGCUACAAUACAACUGUCGUUGGAAAGUGACGCAAACAGCUGUGUUGACAAUAGCAGUUAUUUACGAAGUUGACUUUCAGUUAUGUAACAAUGUUGUGAACUUGCAACAUAGACAGACUUAGUAUAAUGACGCAGAGUGUAACAAAGUUGAUUUCUGACUAAGUCAUUUGCGAAGUCAACCUAAUUUACAUUCAUGAUUCACGGCAAAGUGAAUCAUCAAAAAAAAAAAAAUUUUCUGUAAGAUCAAGCUUGUAAAUGCCUUGUUGAAGUUGACAUUGCGAACGUCAUUUACGAAGUCAGUCUGAUGAAGUUGAAUUUGUUGGUAUUAACACCAUUUACAAAGUCAUACUUAUGUUCGUAAUUGACUUUGUUAGCAGUUGAAUUACACAACUUUAUUAUGUGACUUUGUUAGGUUCGGUAAUGGCUUUGUCAAAGUCAGCUUCGUUACCCUCACAUAUUAAGGUCAUUCUAGUAGCGCACAACUUAGUUGUUUAACAUCGAGUUUGAUAAAUUAUUAACGUCUUUGUUUCUGCUGCUCGUUGAAGCUCAUGUUGACUCCUGUCGUCAGUUCAUCAUGGACAAGAGCUCAUCCGCACUCUUAUCGGUUUCUGUAUGUGUGUUGAUUUAAAUAUUUUUUGUCUAAUUACAUGUGGCCAUAAUGUUUGUUUUGAUGUUUUAAUGGUUAGUAGCAGUGUCGCGCCCUUAUGUUUGUUGGGGAGUCAUGUGAUCCUCCCCCCCUGCAUGACUUCAUUAUGGGAUUGAGCUGGUUGCCAUAGUUACUGUAUAAACAGCGUGUGAUAGGACCGAGCUCGAUGAUGGCCCCCCCCCCCAUACCCCUUUAUAUGGACUAUAUAAAGUAAGUUUUUAAAGCAGUCACAUAACAGGCGUUCCUGUACCAGACUCCAUCAGUUGAGAUGUUCACUUGGGAUCUUUCUAUUCUCUCGUACUCGCGGUGAUAACUGUACAUGUUGUUCUUGUUAUUUACAGAUUAUUUAAAAAUGAAAUUAAAUGAUUCCCCUCUCAGAA
Carassius auratus (goldfish) is the source of this 3335-nucleotide messenger RNA. Its product is annotated as ADP-ribosylation factor-like protein 8A. The transcript has 7 exons. The coding region runs from base 80 to 706 and encodes 208 amino acids. NCBI's taxonomy places the organism in Eukaryota, Metazoa, Chordata, Actinopteri, Cypriniformes, Cyprinidae. Gene Ontology annotation, molecular function: GTPase activity; GTP binding. The record is from RefSeq and is a predicted model, not a curated record. Gene Ontology annotation, cellular component: lysosomal membrane. Gene Ontology annotation, biological process: protein transport; anterograde axonal transport.